Aspergillus campestris IBT 28561 is the source of this 1701-nucleotide messenger RNA. Its product is annotated as efflux pump antibiotic resistance protein. The coding region runs from base 1 to 1701 and encodes 566 amino acids. The record is from RefSeq and is a predicted model, not a curated record. Gene Ontology annotation, cellular component: membrane. Gene Ontology annotation, molecular function: transmembrane transporter activity. The transcript has a single exon. Lineage: Eukaryota; Fungi; Ascomycota; Eurotiomycetes; Eurotiales; Aspergillaceae. Gene Ontology annotation, biological process: transmembrane transport.
AUGUCGCCGAACCAUACCAGUAAAUCCGCCUCCACCCCGGCCACAGGGACUCAGACCCCGGACCCACUCCUGGGCCAACACUUUGUCAAACAUGAGCGGCUGAACUCGAGAGAUCUUCUGCAUGCCAUCACCGACGCUGUUGAUAGUCCGGAGGAAGCGUAUGAACUGGCACGACGACAUGCUGGGUCUACACGUGCCGAGGCCGUAGCCCCCGACACGGCCGACGAAGCGGCCUCACCACCGCCGCGCGUAGCCCAGGGCGUUCCUCCCGAGCUACCCAACUUCUUCGCGGAGCUGGUUCUCAUCGGAGUCUGCUCCGCGGGGCUGAUGCUCUUUUCCUUCCUGCUCGGGGACGUCCUGGCGCCGCAGGAGGAAUUCCGCCGUGCACUGGGCAUUCAGAACUCAGAGCUGCCCUGGCUGGUCGGUUCGUUCAAUGUGGCCAACGGCAUCUCCGUCGUUGUAUCUGGGUCCCUCUCCGAUCUCAUGCCUCCCAAGGCCCUCAUGAUUGGUGCGUUCGCGUGGCUUACUGUGUGGAAUGUCGUGGGGGCCUUCUCGUUGCACCCCUCGCGCGUCGUUCUAUUCUUCAUCGUGCGUGCCAUGCAAGGUCUCGCUAUCGGCGUCCUGGUGUCUGGCAGCAUGAGCAUCUUGGGCCGGGUGUACAAGCCAGGGAUCCGCAAGAACCGUGUAUUUUCCGCCAUGGCCGCCACGGCACCGUUCGGCUUCUCCCUCGGCGCCAUCGAGGGCGGCCUGCUGCACAACCACCUGCCCUGGAUUUUCGGCACCAACGCCAUCAUCACGGCCGUCUGCUGCGCCGCCGCCUACAUCUCCAUCCCUGCGCUACGCCCCGUCGCCGAUGUCGCUGGCACGGAGGCCCCCUCGCUGCGCCAGUUCGACUACGCCGGCGCCGCGCUCGCCGUCGCCGGCUGCGUCUGCCUGCUCUUCGGCCUGACCCAAGGCUCCGUGACCUCGUGGACCGCCUACACCUGCGUCCUCACCGCACUCGGCGUGGUCUUCCUGGCGGGUCUGUUUGUCGUCGAGCGGUAUGUCGCACGCCCGUUGAUCCCCACGCGGCUCUGGCGCACGCCGGGCUUCACCCCGCUAAUGGUGGCCUAUUUCCUUGGGUUUGGGUCCUUCUUCGGUGCCUGGCAGUUCUACGCCAUCCAGUUCUGGCUACGCAUCCAGGGCGCGUCCUCAGUGACCGUAGCGCUGUACCACAUCCCCAACGCCUUGUUCGGAGUGCUGGCCGCAUGGAUCGUCAGCCGCCUGCUCCACGUCGUGCCGGGACACUACAUCUUCAUCGCCUCGAUGUUUGCGUUCACCCUGGGCCCGGCGUUCUUCCUGCCGCAGACGGCAAACACUAUCUACUGGGCCCUGUCGUUCCCCGGCGUCGCGCUGGUGACCUUUGGGCCGGAUCUCGCGUUCGCGGCGGCGUCCAUCUUCAUUACAAGCAACGUGGCGCGGUCGUACCAGGGCAGCGCGGGCAGCCUGCUCGUCACGAACCAGAACCUGUCGUCGGCUAUACUGACCAGCGUGGCGGAUGCGAUCGGGACCCGCGUGGACAAGGGGUCGAAUGGCGAGGUGGGCCUGCGGGGUCUGCACGCCAUCUGGUGGUUCGCGCUGGGAUGUCAGUUGGCUGCCGCUGCGGUGACGUGUAUCUGGGUGCGGAUUCCCAAAGAGGAGGAGAAGGAGCAUGUUACCUGA